Spodoptera frugiperda (fall armyworm) is the source of this 1931-nucleotide messenger RNA. RefSeq names its product G-protein coupled receptor 54 (gene NGR-A34). Bases 269 to 1537 code for a protein of 422 amino acids. NCBI's taxonomy places the organism in Eukaryota, Metazoa, Arthropoda, Insecta, Lepidoptera, Noctuidae. Gene Ontology annotation, molecular function: G protein-coupled receptor activity. The record is from RefSeq and is a predicted model, not a curated record. Gene Ontology annotation, biological process: G protein-coupled receptor signaling pathway. Gene Ontology annotation, cellular component: membrane. The transcript is spliced from 7 exons.
AACCAAUGUUAUCUCGAGUAUCGUGUAUCGACUCUUUAUGAAUAUUCAGUAGAAAUAUGUACAGGUAACAGCACAUAUUUUUGGUGAAAUAUUCAAUAGUAGCGAUAUCGAAUAUAAUUUGGAAAGUGCAGACGAAACUAAAGUUAAUAGUGUUUUUAUUGAAGAUAUAAAAGUUAUUGAAAUAAAUACAGAUAAACUAGACGUGUUUUAAAUAGUUGCACAAUUUAUUGAUGGAAUUGAUAAGACCAAUGAUAUUGAAACAGUAAAAAUGGAUGAAUCAGAUUUCGAUGAAUUGGAUCCUAGGGCUGCGUCUAAUUGGACUGAGGAUUAUUUAGAUCAGCUAGAUACAUCACAGCAUAAUUUUCCGAACACCUUAUGGCACGUGAAACCACCACUCGAAAUAGCUUUGAAAUCAUCCGCCAUGCUGAUUAUCGGCAUUACCGGAAUCUUCCUAAAUUCCAUUAUCUUGAUCAUAUUGUUAAGAAACAAAUGGCUAUGGACUGCCAGUAACUAUUUGGUUGGGAACUUGGCGCUGACUGAUCUUCUAACACUCCUCAUCUGCCCUUGGUUUAUGCUCGUCAGGGAUUUCUACCAGCAGUAUGUUUUGAGGAAUUUCGGUUGUCGAUUUGAAGGCUUCUUACAAGCUUCCUUCUUAUUGGCAGGCGUUUGCGCGGUCUUGCUAGUGUCGUAUGACCGUUUAGCAGCUGCAGCGCUUUCAGCCGAUGCUCGAGUCACUAUCAAAGUUGCUCCUUAUUUAAUUCUAGUAUCAUGGAUUGCUUCUUUGACUGUUUCAUUACCAUGGGCAGUGAAAAGGGAAUUUGUGGAGCGGCAAUGGAAAAACUAUGUGGAGAUGUUCUGUGUAGAAGAUAGGGUCCUUGGCAUUUACUGGCACUUUCUACUUAUGUUACUGGUUUGGCUGCCUCUCGGUGUAAUGGUUGUAACGUAUGCUACAAUAAUGUGGCGUCUGGAAUGGAGUGUCCGUGAGCUCGCAUCUCGCGGUGGAGGCCAGUCCAUUGCUAGAGCCAGGACCAGGACCUUAAGGAUUACAGCCUGUGUUCUACUGGUCAGCCUGAUAUGUAGGAUACCAUUGACUGCUUUCAUAUACUGGAGGAACAAUUUACCAAACUAUGUCAAUUCGGCUGAUGGUAGUUUCCAGAUUAUGUGGUUUGCUUGUAACUACCUUAUGUACUUGAACUGUGCUAUCAAUCCUCUUAUCUAUGGAUUCACUAAUGCGAGGUUCAGAAAAGCUAUGGACAGGACUCCUGGCGUUGCUUGCUUUAAAUUUGGAUCUUGGUGCUGUUUGUGUGAUGUGCCCGCCAAAAAGCAUGAACAAGCUCAAGAGAAGAAUACAGAAAAGAUCUUCGUGAUAGCACAUUCACCAAAACCACACAAGAAAAUUUCUAAAGCACUUAAAAAUAUUCUACAUAUCAAGAAAGAUACUUUGGAAUUCAGCAUCAAAGUUGAUGAAGUUACCACAAAACCUACUAAAAUAACGCCAGUAAAAACUGAACCAGCUCUUGAAAAUGGAAAGAUUUAAAAAAUCUAAAGAUCCCACAGAUUAUUCUACUUAACCGCUACAUUUGCCUUUACUCUUCAAGGGGGAUUUUCUACUAGAGAUGUGCUAUGUUACGUUGCUGUGGAUGCGUUCUUAUACAUAGGCUCAGCACUGGUGGAAACUAAGCUAUGUUUUUUAUAUGGAAAGAUGCGUGCUAUGGAUGGCUUGCCUAGUAUCGAUACAUCGCAUACUCGAGCUGCGCAUCUUACUCGCACAGGUACAUUGCGGCGGCGCAUCUUCAUAGCAUAGCUACAUAGCAUAUCUCUGGUGGAAAAGCAGCGCAUCAGACAAAUGGGGCCGGAGUCUUGUAUGUAGAUACCCAGUGAACUAAACUUUUGUAACCGAGAAAGUGUAUUUGUAAAUUAUUUAAUUUUAG